Molecule: messenger RNA, 3790 nt
Organism: Odocoileus virginianus texanus
Lineage: Eukaryota; Metazoa; Chordata; Mammalia; Artiodactyla; Cervidae
Product: KIAA1614 ortholog
Biological process (GO): establishment or maintenance of cell polarity; centrosome cycle; regulation of cellular localization
Cellular component (GO): apical plasma membrane; cell cortex; nucleus
Molecular function (GO): protein binding
Source: RefSeq, a predicted model, not a curated record
UCCCCGGGGAUGGAGGGGAUGGAGGCGGCGCCCAGACCUGCUGGCGGCAGCCUUCUAGAAUCCCAAAGAGGGAGCAGAAUGGCCAGCUCCAUGGAGGUGACCUCAGCUGUGGAGAGAAGCAGCCCUGAGCCACAGCCGGAGAAUGGACACCUCCCAAGACCCUGGCCCUGCCCUGGAGAAGAUGGAACACCCAGCCCAAUGGCCCCCCGGCCUCCUGGGGCAUGGGGGAUACAGCUCCAGGGCCCCUCCGUGCUGGAGUGCAAGGUGAGGGCCUUAAAGGAGAAGAUGACAGCAGGCAAACAGGGGGCAGGCCCCGGCCUCCCUUCCCACGAGCGGCCGGCCCUCAAGAAACCCAAGAGCAGACGAGUCAAGGUGGGUGGGACCAAGCCUCCGUCAGAGGGGCCUUCCCCACCCGAGGCUGUGGUGGGCCAUCACACGCAGAACCCGAACGACAGGAGGCUGGACCACAGCGUCACUGAGAAGGAGCCAGCCAGGAAUGGGGACGCGGGGCCGCCCAGGUCUCCUGCCCCCGGACUCGAGUGCCGGAACAGAAGGAGCCCGUUGCCUCCAGAGGGUGUUCAAACAUGGCCUGAGCACGACAGAGCUCUGCCGCCCGGGCCCAGCUCUCUGCAAGAGGGCCCCAUCCACAGGGUCACUCCAGGCCGGCCGAGGGGCUCUGGUCCUUGUAACAAAACCACCCACGAGCUCACCCUGCAGAAAGGAAGGUCACACCCCCGGCAGGAUGGCCUCAUCGCCCGGGGAGACCCGGACGGCUUGUCUCCGACCUCCGAGGAGGACUUUGUCCCCAGGCCAGCCCUGCUGGGGGAUCUCUGGAAAACUGGGAACCUGGGGGCCCUGGGCACUGGGGGCAGCACCUUGUCCCUGUCUGACCGCGUGGAGAGGAACCGCUUUCUGCUGCAGGAGAUGCUAAGUGUUGCGGGGCAGGGCCCCUCCAAGGUGGGAGUCCCAGGCUGGACUUCAUGCUGGGAUAGAGCUGUGCCAGAGCGGCUAGCCGGGGACGUGGACUGGGACUCCGGCAUCUCCCUUCAGGACUCGGACCAGAGCAGGACCUUCGGUCCCAAGCCGGAGCCCGUGCUGAGCCCCAGGCAUGAAGAAGCCAAGCAUCUACUGCAGAGAGCCCGCAUGAAGGCCAGGACCCGGCCCGUCCGUGCCAGCCACGACAUCGUGCCCACCCUUGCCCUGUGCAGCCGAGAUGGGCGGAAAAGCCCAGCCCUGGACCCGAGGACGACCUUCGCCUGCCGAGACAACCUCCAGAACGGGAACACGAGCGACUCCUCCAGCGGGGAGUCCAGCAGCGGGCAGUGGCCGAAGCGGGGCGCCUCCCCGUCCCACGUCCGCUUUGAGGAUGAGUCCGCCCGGGACGCCGAGUCCCGCUACCUGGAGCGGCUGCAGCAACGUCAGCGCCAGGUGCUGAGCACGGCGGACCAGGGCCCCCUGCGCUCCAAGCCCGACCUCGCCGACUACAUCCAGCGGGGCUGCCGGCGCCGGGACGCGGGCGCGGGCGCUCUGCACUCGUUGCUGGGUGGGCUGCAGCCCCGGGGCCUCUCGGCGCCGCCGCCCGCUCGGGGCAGCGAGAGGAGGUGCCGAGCCUGUGGCCACUGCAUCACACCCGACCAGAGGAUCCUCCAGGAGCGCGAACCCGCCUGUGGGAGGGAGGGGGCGUCGGCGCAGCCCCUCAGCUCUGCGGGCCUGAGCGCCCCGUUCCGGCUCCUCUCCGCCGCCAAGCCCCGGCUCCACACCGAGUGGAUCCGGGAGACGCACAUCGGGGACCAGGCGCUUCCCGAGGAGGCGGACUCAGCCCUGGACAGCACCGACACCUCCGACAGCUGCCGGACCGACAGUGAGGAGGCCGGGACCUCUCAGCCCAGCAGGGCCCGCCUGCGCGCCCCCAGGCCUCGGGGAGGCCACAGGUGGUUGCGCAAGGCGGAGAUGGAGCCGCCCCGGAGCUCUCGGGCUUCGCACCAUCUGCCGGGGCUGGAGCUCCUGGAGGUGUCAGAUGAGGUGACAGAAGGCGCGGGCCAGACGAUGGAAGGGACUCUGCUCCCCAGAGAAGAUGCUUUCUCUAAGCCUCCUGUCCAGGACUUGAAGAGGGCUUUCCCCGGGUCCCCGUGGCAACCUGGACCAGGCCUGGAAAAUCACGGGGCUCACCCCGGGGCUUUUCAGACAGCCUACGCCAUCGCCUCUCCCAUGAAGCUGGGGUCCUCGGGGCCAGGCAAACAAGGCCCAGUUAUAGAAAGCCACGAGUCUCUGGGAACCGACUGCCCUCAACAGAGCCAGGCAGAGCCCUCUGCCCCCCACCAGGCCCUACAGCCGACUGCUUCCCUCUGCCCUGACGGCUGGGUGCCGACCCCUCCCUCUUCAGAGAAAACCGCCUCACCCGUGUCUCACAGGAAGGCAGCCCUGGCUGGGCUUCGCAGGCUGGGCAACCAGGGAGAGCUGGUGGACAGCCCCCUGCCUGCUUCCAGAAGCGCAGCUCCCAGGACCCGCGAGCUCACCCCGCCACAGCCCCAGCCCCACAGCCCCCAAGGCAGGCACCCCCUGCGGGCCCUGUCCACCAACAACUGCCACAGCAGCGUGCCCCAGGGGCUGCAGGAGCCCUGGGGAGGAGCCAUCCUCGUGGGGGAGAUGGGUGCCCGAAGCCAGGAGCCCGCAGCACCGCUGGAGGACCGCAGAGAUGGAGGAUCCCAGGGCUGUCUUGCCUCAGCAGCUGUUGGCACCAUCAGCUCCGUGGGCAUCACUUUCUCCCCUGCCUCAGAGGAGCCCGAGUCCAGCCAGGAAGCAGAGGGAGGCCUGCGGAGGGCAGAGCCGAGUUCUGUAGGGCACGUGUCAUCCCGUGCCUCGUCGGGGGUCAGUGCGGGCCCCAGCCCGCCCUCCGCCGCCGCUUCUGACAAGAGCAAGGGAAGCAGCGGAGGCAUUGCCUCUGCCCUGGGGCUGAAGAAGUUCUUCUCAGCGCUGAGUCAGGGCACGCGGCCCAAGAUGGCCAAGUCCCGCAGCUACAGCGUGGAGCAGCUGCAGCCCCCGGCGCCCGGCCCGGCUUCACACACUGGCACCCCCAAAGUGAAGAGAGCCCCGUCCUUACAAUCCCUGCAUCUGGUGUCACCCUCUCGCCAACAUCGGAAAGCCACCUCCUUUCAGAACCUCCAUUCUCUGCUGAGUGGCAAGGUGGACCGCUCCAACCUCUACCUGGUAGGGGAACCAGGGGGUCGCAGUGCUGCUGACAGGCCGGGCAAGGCGCCAGCCCGGCGCGCCCUCAGCGUGGAGGACGUGAGUGCCCCCGGCCUGGCGCGCCCCGUGGGCCGCCUGCUGGAGGUGUUCCCCGACGGCACGAGCCAGCUGCAGCUACAGCGCCCCCCGGAGGGCACUUUCGGCUUCAACGUGGCCUCUGGGAAUGGACGCCGGGACUCAGGGUUCUACGUGCAGGAGAUGGCUGACAAGAGCACAGCCAAGCUCUACUCGGGGCUGCUGGGGGUGGGGGAUGAGAUCCUUGAGGUGAACGGGGCCAAGGUUGCAGGGCUGGGCUUGGCUCACGUGAGGGAGCUCCUGGCCCAUGCGGAGAGCUUGUCAAUCCGGGUGCUGAGGCAGAGGCCUGUCCCACAGUGAUGCAGAGGUGCCUUGGCCCUCACUGUCACCCCCCGACCCCGCUGGAAACCCCGAACUGCCCCGGGGGUGGCUGGGAAUGUGCUUCACAAAGCUGCUUUGUCUACUGAAAAUGAACGCGGUGGCGUGCAGCCCCUCGGGCUUCUGUGACUGACCAUACUUGCAGAGGGAA